Molecule: messenger RNA, 3646 nt
Organism: Tripterygium wilfordii
Lineage: Eukaryota; Viridiplantae; Streptophyta; Magnoliopsida; Celastrales; Celastraceae
Product: homeobox-leucine zipper protein ATHB-15-like
Exons: 18
Coding region: 824-3346 (840 amino acids)
Molecular function (GO): DNA-binding transcription factor activity; lipid binding; DNA binding
Source: RefSeq, a predicted model, not a curated record
ACCAAUGAAAAUAAUCCUACACACAAUGAUGGAAAACACUCAAAAGAUGAAACAAUCCGAACAAACAAACAAACAAAAUCGUAAUGAUUUGAUGAUUUCUCCUCCACCUUUCCUUCCGUCGAGAAAGUUCCUCUCCUAGAUUUGAAAUCCUCGAAUCAGUCUUGCGGGAGAGUCUCCCGCAAUCCUCAACAAACAAUAAUCCAAUGUUUCAGAGAUUGGGAGCUAUUGGCGAGGAAGCUUGGACCGGUGACUCGCCGCCGUUUCAGCUGGUUAUACGGCGGUAACUGAGAGAUUUUUAGUGGACGGGAGGGCGUGGGGGGUGGUGGUGGGGAGAUUUGCGCUCGGUUGGGUGGAGCUUUGAUUUUGAAAGAUUUUAUUCGUCAUUGUGUUUAGGGUUUCCUCGUAGCGGACAAAGAGGAGGGAUUAGGGUUUCCCUAAUCAGAGCAUCUCUGUCAGUUGUCAGGUAAUCUUUGUCCUUGCGUUCAACUUUUAGUCUAAUAUAAAAAAACAAAAGAUCCAUCGCAAAAUUCUCUGCUUGCUCUUUUUUUUUAGGCUCUGCGAAGUUCCUCAUAGUGUGGUGAAGGAAGAGCAGAAACUACGAAGUGAUUUAAGAUUCGGCUACAGCGUUUAGGUUUCUUGUUGCGUUCAGUGUUCUCUCUCCGGAAUGCCUAAAGACCAUUAGGAGCUUCUGAUUUUAAGGGAAAUACCAUCUCUAUCUACUGUUUGUUCUUGAAGCUCCUCAAAGUACUUGUUUUCUAGCUGAAAUAGUAUAUUAGGGCUAUGCGCUUGAAAUUUGUGGUUGCGUGAAGAAGAGAGAGUUCGCAUGAUGGCAAUGUCCUGCAAGGAUGGUGGUAAGCUAGGAAACAUGGACAACGGCAAGUAUGUCCGAUACACGCCUGAGCAGGUCGAAGCCCUUGAGAGGCUUUACCAUGAGUGCCCAAAGCCCAGCUCCAUUCGCCGUAAACAGCUCAUCAGGGAGACCCUAAUUCUCUCAAACAUCGAGCCCAAACAAAUCAAAGUCUGGUUCCAGAACAGACGAUGCCGAGAGAAGCAGAGGAAGGAAUCUUCACGCCUCCAAGCUGUGAAUAGGAAGGUGACGGCUAUGAACAAGCUUUUGAUGGAGGAGAAUGAUAGGUUGCAAAAGCAGGUGUCGCAGUUGGUAUGUGAGAAUGGAUAUUUUCGCCAACAUACCCAGAGUGCAACACUUGCAACCAAAGAUGCAAGUUGUGAAUCUAUGGUGACGAGUGGUCAACACCAUGCAACACAUCAGCAUCCGCCAAGGGAUGCUAGUCCUGCAGGGCUUUUGUCGAUUGCUGAAGAGACUUUAACAGAGUUUCUUUCAAAGGCCACUGGAACUGCUGUGGAGUGGGUCCAAAUGCCUGGAAUGAAGCCUGGUCCGGAUUCCAUUGGAAUCGUUGCUAUUUCUCAUGGUUGCACUGGAGUGGCAGCACGAGCCUGUGGCCUGGUGGGUUUAGAUCCUACAAGGGUUGUCGAAAUCCUCAAGGAUAGGCCUUCAUGGUUGCGUGACUGCCGAGCUGUGGAUGUCCUCAAUGUUCUUCCCACAGCAAACGGUGGAACCGUUGAGCUGCUGUACAUGCAGCUAUAUGCACCAACAACAUUGGCACCUGCUCGUGACUUCUGGUUGUUGCGCUAUACUUCAGUUCUAGAAGAUGGCAGCCUAGUGGUCUGUGAAAGAUCACUUAAAAACACCCAAAAUGGUUUGAGCAUGCCACCCGUGCAGCAUUUUGUUCGAGCUGAAAUGCUGCCAAGUGGAUACCUGAUUCGACCUUGUGAAGGGGGUGGUUCAAUCAUACGUAUAGUUGAUCAUAUGGACUUGGAGCCAUGGAGUGUCCCUGAAGUGUUGCGCCCCCUGUAUGAAUCAUCUACUGUGCUUGCUCAGAAGACAACAAUGGCUGCUUUGCGCCAGCUGAGGCAGAUAAGUCAGGAGGUUUCUCAAACAAAUAUUACUGGAUGGAGCAGAAGACCAGCAGCUCUUCGAGCACUGAGCCAGCGGCUGAGCAGGGGCUUUAAUGAGGCUCUCAACGGCUUUACUGAUGAGGGAUGGUCAACCAUUGGAAAUGAUGGAAUGGAUGACGUAACUAUCCUUGUUAAUUCGUCUCCUGACAAGUUAAUUGGUUUAAACCUUUCCUUUGGUAAUGGAUUUCCUGCCAUCAGCAACACAGUCUUGUGUGCUAAAGCUUCAAUGCUCUUACAGAAUGUGCCUCCUACAAUUCUUCUUAGGUUCUUGCGUGAACAUAGGUCAGAAUGGGCGGACAACAAUCUUGAUGCUUACGCAGCCGCAGCUGUCAAAGUUGGACCCUGUAGCUUAUCUGGAUCUCGAGUUGGAAGUUUUGGGGGUCAAGUAAUACUUCCUCUGGCUCACACUAUUGAACAUGAAGAGUUUUUGGAGGUGAUCAAGUUGGAGGGCAUUGGCCAUACUCCUGAAGAUAUAAUUAUGCCCAGAGAUAUGUUUCUAUUGCAACUCUGCAGUGGAAUGGAUGAGAAUGCUGUUGGUGCUUGUGCUGAACUAAUAUUUGCUCCAAUCGAUACUUCUUUUGCUGAUGAUGCACCGCUGCUGCCUUCUGGUUUUCGCAUCAUUCCACUCGACUCUGGCAAGGAAGCAUCCAGUCCAAAUCGCACCCUAGACCUUGCUUCUGCUCUUGAGAUUGGGGUUGCUGGAAGCAAAGCAGCGAAUGAAUACUCUGCAAAUUCUGCCUCUAUGAGAUCUGUUAUGACAAUUGCAUUUGAAUUUGCAUUUGAGAGCCAUAUGCAAGAGCACGUAUCGUCCAUGGCUAGGCAAUAUGUCCGCAGCAUUAUAUCCUCAGUUCAGAGAGUGGCAUUGGCUCUCUCUCCUUCUCAUUUGGGUUCAUAUGCUGGUCUUCGUGCACCAUUGGGUACUCCUGAAGCACAGACACUUGCUCGUUGGAUCUGCCAAAGUUAUAGGUGCUUCUUGGGUGUGGAGCUACUGAAAUCCAGCAGUGAAGGAGGCGAUGUUAUCCUUAAAUCUCUGUGGCAUCACUCAGAUGCCAUCAUGUGCUGCUCUCUGAAGGCAUUGCCAGUUUUCACUUUUGCAAAUCAGGCGGGUCUUGACAUGCUCGAGACGACAUUGGUUUCCCUGCAAGAUAUUACUUUGGAAAAGAUAUUCGAUGAUCAUGGAUGUAAGACCCUCUGCUCUGAAUUCCCUCAGAUAAUGCAACAGGGUUUUGCUUGCCUUCAAGGUGGUAUCUGUUUGUCAAGCAUGGGCAGACAGAUCUCAUUUGAGAAAGUGGUCGCUUGGAAGGUUUUAAAUGAUGAAGAAAGCGCUCAUUGCAUCUGCUUCACUUUCGUGAACUGGUCGUUCGUCUGAUUUUCCAUUUGCACCUAGGUAUUAUGGCAUUAUGAAGACCAAAGAGUAGUCAUACUCGUUAUAUUUUAUGGUUUUGUUAAUGUUUUGGAUAUGGGAAACUUAUGUACUUUACUAUAACUGAAUACUUAUAUAGCCUGUAGGCCUGUCGUUGCCGUAUUUGAAAAAUUCUUGGACGUAUUGUACUCUCUAUUGGACUAAACUUUCUGAGUGUUGGCUUGAGUCUGAUAGUGAUGGAGCUUGACUUCUGAAUCUUAUGCUUGAUGAAGAUUAGUAAUGGAACAUGGAUUAGGCUUGAUUUGA